Molecule: messenger RNA, 4120 nt
Organism: Xyrauchen texanus (razorback sucker)
Lineage: Eukaryota; Metazoa; Chordata; Actinopteri; Cypriniformes; Catostomidae
Product: NMDA receptor synaptonuclear signaling and neuronal migration factor-like
Exons: 14
Coding region: 270-1976 (568 amino acids)
Biological process (GO): regulation of neuronal synaptic plasticity; positive regulation of neuron migration
Cellular component (GO): nucleus; cytoplasm
Source: RefSeq, a predicted model, not a curated record
CACACUGGUAGCGCACCCAUCACAAUACUACAGUAGCGCACGACAAAUCCGUACACAACAUUUUGUUGCAUUCUUCUGAAUACCUGAACAUGAGGAACACACGGAACAUCUGACAUACAGACCCACGUUGCGCUUGAAUCAGGAAGAGAGGUGGUGAUUUCCAUCUCCAUUCUGCGGAUGAUUUGUUUGUAUUGAGCAGUUAUCUCCUCAUUUGCAAAUGUGACGAGUGGAAUGAGCUAUUUUUACACUUUGGUCGUUUCCACUGCAGCAUGGGAACUGCCGUGUCCAAGAAGAAGAAUUUAAGGAAUGAUGCGAUUUCUUCUGUUGCCGCAAAAGUUAGAGCAGCUCGAGCAUUUGGAGAAUACCUUUCUCACACUCACCCAGAAAACCACAGCGGAUCAGAUCAUUUGCUAUCUGACACCAUCACUGGUCAAGACAAAGAGUCCUCGGACAUUAGCAGUCUGAACAACAAAAUUAGCCUUCAGCCAUACUCCCAUCACACUCUUAUGGUCAAGCCAUUUCAAGAAAAUAUUCCACCAGUCUGCCAGUCUGCCCCUCUUCUGACCAGUUCCAAGCGUUGUCUCUCAGUCGAGUGCAGCCUCUCCUCUGAGGACCAGCAGCAUCACAGGUGUGUAGAGAACUCUUUGAAACCAGCACGUGUCUACACCAUUACCAGAGAACGAGAUAUGCUUGGGGGGCUGGGAAGCGAAGAGAGUUUGGAACUAGAGGUGCUAAAAAGAACCACAGAGCCACCACAAGCCAAUGCUCCCUCCAAUUUACAUGGCAGCCAGCAUCGAGGAAGCCAUCACUGUGGAAACAACGGCCACAUCCACCAGCAUCACUAUGGUCAAGCCCCUGUGACACAACCUUUUCAGAGCUCACGGAGCACUCAUAACGUCCGGGACUGGGGAUCAAGUCGGAGCAGGUCGAGGGAGGACUGCACCCCAGAUUGUGUGGCCUGCAUUCGGCCACACUGCCAGAGCCAGCGCUCUUUGGACCUUGAUAACUCAACUCAUGAUAGUGGCAAGCAGCACAAGAAGCUGGAGAGGAUGUACAGUGAAGACCAUGUGCCCUCUGAGGACAGAGAUGAUCAUGCCAAUAGCUGGUUCCCUAAAGAGAACAUGUUCAGCUUCCAGACUGCAACCACCACAAUGCAAGCAAACUUCCGGAAGCACCUGAGGAUGGUGGGCAGCAAGAGGGUCAAGGCCCACACAUUCGCUGAUCGCAAAACGAAGAGUUUCAGCCGCUCCUGGAGUGACCCCACUCCUGUCAAGCCUGACUCUCUCCAUGACUCCAGAGACAGUGGAGACCUCCAGACAUUGUCUGGCAAUCUGGAUGAAGCAGACUGUGAUGAUGUGGACUGGGAGGAAGAAAGGGAGAUGGAAAGAGCAGCUUGCGAGGGCGAUGACUUCAUUCCACCCAAAAUUAUGCUAAUUUCAUCGAAAGUACCAAAGGCAGAAUACGUUCCCAACAUCAUCCGCCGGAACGACCCCUCCAUAAUCCCUAUUCUCUAUGAUCACGAACACGCCACUUUUGAUGAUAUACUAGAGGAGAUUGAAAAGAAACUAACCGCCUACAGAAAAGGCUGCAAAAUCUGGAACAUGCUUAUCUUCUGUCAGGGAGGUCCAGGUCAUUUGUACCUAUUGAAGAACAAGGUGGCCACAUUUGCUAAAGUUGAGAAGGAGGAAGACAUGAUACAGUUCUGGAGGAGACUUGGCAAAUUCAUGAGUUUAUUAAAUCCCGAGCCUAACCUCAUCCAUGUCAUGGGCUGCUACGUGCUUGGCAAUGCUAAUGGAGAAAAGCUUUUUCAAAACCUCAAGCGACUGAUGAAACCUCAUGCCAUUGCGUUUAAGUCUCCUCUGGAACUGUCAGCACAGGGUAAGGAGAUGAUCGAGAUGUACUUUGACUUCCGUCUCUACCGCUUGUGGAAAAGCCGUCAGCACUCCAAACUCCUCGACUACGAUGACCUUCUGUGACAUUAUAUAGUUGGUUUAAGCAGCCCAAGAGGCAGGUAGCUUACUUUAGGGCCCACGUGGCAACGUUCCCUCCCAAGAAAGCCUAGGCAGAAAUGUCCAAAGGUGGAGAAGGGAGACUAAGGAAGAUGAGGUUGAGGAUGAAGAUGGUUAACAUUGCAAAGAUGCUUGAAACCUCUGCCCUCAGAUGUACAGAGAGGCGAAGCAGCCACUACUGUUAGGUGCUGUGUGUUCACCCCCAUCCAUUUAGGCUUAAAGCCUCUCAGAGAAAGAGGAACAUUUGAUAGAUUUCAUGGUCUUUUAGCCUGUGUGAAGGUUUAGAAUGUAAUGUUCAAUUUCUAUGAGAGCUGAAAAAGCUGUAAUAAGAAAAUGGAAAAGUAGGGACAGAUACUUUUUCUAUAUUUGAGUAGCCGUGUUUGUGGUAAACUAGCAGGGACAGUGAUGCAAAGGCUAUGUUUUAAACAGGUCUUGAGAUUAAUAUUUAAUUCACUAAGAGUACAGGAGAAACUGGAACUACUUGUUUGUUGUAUUUACAUAUCCAAUCUAACUCUAUAGAAUACCUACUGUCAUUUAUUUUUCACCUAAUUAUAUUUUACAGUUUUCAUUUUUAAACUAUGGUGUUUUCUGUUUAUAAUUGUUUAGAGGGGGGAAAAAGAACUCAGGUUUCAUUAAUCUCACUGACCUCCCUCUGUAAUGUACUUUCUGUAAGAAGAAAGAAGAAACAGUGGAAAAAGAAAUAUAUAUUUUUUUCAAAAAUAAUGAUUGAGUUACCUAAAAGGGGUUAAAAUAACAUUCACAAUAUCUGUAUCUGGGGAUUUGUGUGUGUUUAGGUGUUUUAAGACUUCUUUAGGUUUAUUUUAUUUUACCAGUGUCAAAAAUUAUUUAUGUGUAUCAUUAAGGCACGUGUAGACAUAGCGUGCUAUAGAGCGGCAGAUUUUGUCUUGUGGUAUCUUCCUACUUUUAGCUCCAGAUAACACCUUUUCAAAAUUUCUAGUAUCUUAAGCACACAUUAGAUUCAGGAAACCACUUAUUAAAUAUAGACAGAAGUACACAAUGAAUUUCUCUCAGAUUGUAUCAUAUUUGUUUUGUAUUUCUCUGGCUGUGUUUUGUCAUAAGCGUCUGUGUGCAUUUAACGUGUUAUGAUGUUAUGAGCUAUACACAAGUUCUUUGUUCUUUGAUAUAGCAGGCAACAUUAUUAUGUGCAGGAUAACUCAACUGAUAGGUUUUUUCAUACAUUUCAUGAGUUAAAGUGCAAUUGUAUCUGCAAUAUUUUUCUUUGAAUUGUAAGUAGUACUGAAUGUUACAGUGAUCAUGUUUUAAAUAUAAAAAUUAGAUUUUCACACAUACUUUCCACUUAAAAAAAACUAUAUAGGAUUGUACACUUAGCCUUUAAAGCAAUACUCUGGCAAGGAAAAUGUUCUCAAAACUCUCUAUUUGGUGUGUGGGUGCAUUUUGGAUGCUUCAAAUAGAUAAACAGAUAUAUUGGAAGAUAGUUGUACUUUAAUGAUCAUGCCAUUAGUAGUUGUCCAAGUGCAAAACAGUAGUGGCUUGUACAUAAAGUUCAAGGCAUUACAUAGAAUGCUGCCAGAUACAAAAUGUGCAAUGUGGUUACUCCUUGCUGGGUUAGCAACUGUGGAAUGAGAAGGUAUUGUUAUAUAUGGUGGCAGCCAUCAGAAAAUAUACCCAAUAUCACUUUUUAGAACAAAAUAAACUGGUGUCCGUAAGUGCCCUCAAGUUGUGGAGAGAGAAUGUGCAGAAUUAAACGUAUAUGUGUGUCUGAGUAUGAGAGAUGUGCAAAAUGGCAAUGAGAUGUGAAGGAUGGAUCUGUGUUUGCCCCCAUGUUGAUCCAUCACACUCUUUUCAUCUAUGGUCACUCAUGCAGACAUCCAGAUAAUCAAAUAAAGCACAAGAGCAUAUUUAUGUAUCUAGGGCCAUCAGGGGGAAUGGAAUGUGUUACAACAGCUCAAUUUCUGAGGAAAUCAGAGAUUUGUUUCAUUACUGUAUAUCAAAUUCAUUAUAUACCAUAACAAAGUAGAUUGUAUAUACACUAUAUAUAGGUAUAGAUAUAGAGUAUAGAUAGAUAGAUAGAUAGAUAUUUACAGUAUAUAUAUAUGAAAAUGUAUAGAGAUGAUAUGAGGACAUAGAAC